UGCACAUGCCCAGAGGCUCCCAGGCCACCGAGCCAGGCCUCUGAGAAGAGGGUGCCCCCUCCACCGCCUGUUAUUCCUCCCGGCUGCCCUGUCCUGCUUCCCAGUUCCCUGCACGAGCAUUUUGGGUCUGUGUGGCGGCGUUAAACCAGGCUUCCCCUGCCAAACAGGUUGGACUGCGGCCCCAUCCUCCCCAGCCAGCGUGGCCGACGUCCAGCACCCCGAAAGCCGCCCCAAAGCCAGCCGGGGGCUGCCCCGGCCUCUUGCAGCGCGUCCCACCCCGCAAAGGCCUCCCACGCCUGCAGUUGUCCAGAGGCGCCGCUUGGCUGCGGUUGCCGAGCAACCAGAUCCUGCACGGCUGCGGGAUCCCUCUGAGCAGCUGACACUUCGCGGUCCUUGCUCUGUGCUGCCCCAACUCUUGAAGAAGACCAGAAUGACAGCCUCUGGUGGAAGCCGCUGGGAAUGGGAGCCGGUGGUUCGCAGCGACCUCGUAGCUCGUGGCUUCCAUUCAUGCAACGUGGUGCAAGGAAAGCUCCUGAUCUUUGGGGGGCUGAAGGUGCAGGAGACUCAGGAGCCACCACUUGGAGAUGUGGUGGCCUUUGACCCAGCCGCCCAGACCGUCCGCACACUUGCUUCUGAAUGCGGGUACCGCCGCAGCCACCAUGAGGCCGUGGUGCUGGGCGACCGCUUUCUAUGCGUGGUGGGUGGUUGGGAUGGCUCCCGCAGGGUCUCAGAUGUGUCCUGCUUUGACGCUGAGCAGAAGCAGUGGGAGCGCUGGACCGCGAGGCCAUCCAAUGAGACCCCCGUGGGGCUGAGCAGCCAUACCUGCACCAAGCUGACGGAGCAUGAAUUGCUGGUGGUGGGCCGUGAGGGUGGCCUACAUACCCAGCGGCGCUAUGCCAGCGUCUUCACAUUGCACGUCCAUCCUGGCAGCAAGACCUAUUGGUACAAAGAAGAGGCAUCGCGGACGGCGUCACGGGCUGGCCAUUCUGCCAUGCUGAUGCCGGACUACGGCCCACACGGGAAGAGCAGCGGCUACAAACUCCUGGUCUUUGGAGGGCGUGAUUCUGCUGACUGCGAUGUGGCCGGGCACUGGGGGAAAGGGAAGAUCCACGUAGAGCCUACCCAGGCUCCAGAGCUGACGGAGCACCUGUCUCGCUUGAUCGGCACUGAAAAGGGAUCCCGGCAGGCCCCCAAAGGCCUGAGGCACCAUUCCUGCACGGUGGUCGGGCCUUUCGCAGUCAUCUUUGGAGGAGAGACCUUGGCAAGGGGCCGAGAUGCCAUCUGCAAUGAUCUUUACAUCUAUGACACCAGGGCUUCACCAGCAAACUGGUUUCACUUUCCUUCUUCCAGCCAGGCCCAGAAGAGAUGUGGGCACCGAACUUGCUUCUGGAAUGACAAGCUAUACCUGGUUGGUGGGUUUGGAGCGGAUGGCAAGACGCCUUGUCCAGAGAUCUGUACCUUAAAGAUCUCACCAUGAAACUGAAAAUGUUGCUGACCAGCUGGAAUGACCAAAUGGUUGCCCCAACACUCCUGAAGAAUCUCUUCUUUUAGCAGUGGAAAGUUGGCCCAGUCAGACGAACUACAUGCACCCCUCAAGCAUGUCAGAAAGAUGUCAGUUGUCCUUCUGCAUGGGAAUAGGCACCUGGCGCAAACUGAAAACGCCAGGAAGAGAUCAGC
Messenger RNA from Python bivittatus (Burmese python), 1677 nucleotides. It is a transcript of the gene KLHDC9, whose product is annotated as kelch domain containing 9. Lineage: Eukaryota; Metazoa; Chordata; Lepidosauria; Squamata; Pythonidae. The record is from RefSeq and is a predicted model, not a curated record. Gene Ontology annotation, molecular function: cyclin binding; catalytic activity.